Molecule: messenger RNA, 3699 nt
Organism: Harmonia axyridis
Lineage: Eukaryota; Metazoa; Arthropoda; Insecta; Coleoptera; Coccinellidae
Product: patched domain-containing protein 3-like
Exons: 16
Coding region: 414-3188 (924 amino acids)
Cellular component (GO): membrane
Source: RefSeq, a predicted model, not a curated record
UCGGACAGUAUGAUUACGGUUUGAAUAAAGAUUAGACAUUAUUCCUCUGUGGUUGAGUAUCUAAUCAGUAGUUAAUGAAAUACAACUGUCCUCAUACUUUGAUAAUGCAUGGCGAUUUACUAAAUAGUUGAAUAUCUAGUGGAAGUUCAAUCUAACAAAGUGUCUUAACCAUGCUGGAAAUGUCUUCUUCCGAGGUUGAAGGGUGACAGAUAAGGAUCACAGAAACAUUGUUUUCCAUAGAGAAGGAGUACUGCUUGUUCAGAGUUAGUCACAACGGAAACUAGAAUCGAACUCUUCAGAAUUUUGUUAAAUCGCUGAACAAUGUAAAUUCGGAAUGAGUUCUAAUUAUUGACAAUUAUCAUCGGUAAAGAAGAUUAGUUUAAUUUGGUCGAUAGGACAUUGAAGUCUUCGAAAUGGGAGAGACCAGGUCCAGACUUAAUAUCUACCAAAGGUUUACUUAUAGUGUUGUGUCAACAACCGAGAAAUUUUUCUACAAUUUGGGUUUCAAAAUAGGACUUAAACCAAAAAGAACAAUAAUAUUAUGUUGGGCUUUAGUUAUAGUAUGUUCUUUUGGAGGUUUGAGGUUUUACCAAGAAAAGAAUCCUAUGAAAUUGUGGGUCCCUCCAGAUAGUCAGUUCGCUAGAGACUCAGAAUGGCUCAUGAAGACCUUAGAAUUGGGCUUCAGACAAGAGGGUAUGAUAUUAACUGCUCCAAACGUUCUUGUACCAGAAGUAAUUAAUCAGCUUCUAGAUAUACACGAACAAGUGGAAAGAAUAAAAACACCAGGAAAUAUAACCUGGAGUGAUAUUUGCUUCAAGAUACCAAAAGUAGACAGGAGCAUGGCGAAACUAUUAGCUAGAGAAACGGAGAAUGGCAGACAAGACUUAACAGCAGCCAUGGACAUAUCGAUGCUAUGUUCAUUUUUGGAAGGCAUACCUUUCGGUUGUUUCCAACAGAGUUUAUUGGAGUUGUGGAACUAUAAUAGAAAAGAAAUCAACAAGCUUACGACUGAAUCUAUUAUGAAAAGGAUAAAUGACCAUCAAGAGAUGCUUUAUAUGGGACACUUAAAAAAUUACACAGGUCUUCUGAGCGGCAUACAAAGGAAUGAAAGUGGUCAUAUAAUUGCAGCUAGUGCUUUACAGAAUAUUUGGAUGACAAAGGUCAAUUUUUCCUCUGUGGACAUGAACAAAGUUGGAAAUAUUGCUGGAACAGCAGAUUGGGCUUCUGAGGAGUCACUUGAAUGGGAGCUAGAAUAUGAAUCUGUGAUUAAAAAAUCAAAAAAAAGUUUACCGGAUGAAAUGAACUUGUAUUAUUUUUCUGCCAGAACGUUCGGCGAUGUAACAAGUAAAUCAAUGUUCCAAGAAAUAGACAAGAUUUUUCUUGGAGGUUUCAUAAUGGCAAUAUAUGUAGUUUUCGUCAUAUCGAAGUUCAAUAUGUUGGAAAUGAGGGUAGGUUUGGCUGGCGUGGGACUACUGAGUGUGGGGAUGUCUUUCGUAGUCGGUUGUGGAUUUUGUUUUCUCAUCGGUGUUCCUUAUGGUCCCGUUCACACGUCCCUACCUUUCUUGCUAAUGGGACUAGGUGUAGACGACAUGUUUGUUAUCAUGGCUUGCUUUGAGGACCUCACUGAAGAUCAGAAGAAGUUACCAAUUCCUGAUGUUCUAGCGCUGAUGUUGAAACACGCAGGAGUCUCCAUUACUAUUACUUCAGUAACAGAUAUCAUAGCAUUUUUGAUAGGAUCUUCAACUGUCAUUCCAAAUUUACAAUCUUACUGUAUUUAUGCAGCAAUUUGUGUGCUUAUGACAUUCAUAUUCGCUGUAACCUUUUUCUGCGCAUGUUUUGCCUUGGAUCAAGAAAGAAUAGCCAACAAUAGGAACGGAAUAAUACCCUGUAUCAAACAUAAGAAUUACCAACCUAGUGAAUGUAGCAGAAAACAGAUUUCAAACAAAGUAUUUCACUUUGCAUUCGAUAAAAUAUUUCUGUGGACUCCAGUGAAGGUGCUUGUGAUAUUAGCUACUAUAGGCCUUGCAGCUUUGAGCAUAAGAAAUUGCUUGAAGUUAGAACAGAGGUUCGAUCCACAUUGGUUCGUUCCAAAAAAUUCAGAUCUCUAUUCUUAUUACCAAAAGAGAACUGAGUUAUAUCCAAACCAUGGGUUCGAGGGUGGUGUAUACAUGGGAGCCAUCAAUUACACCCAUGAGAUUCCAAAAAUUAAGGAAGUAGUUGAUAACAUGAGAAAUAAAUCAGACAUUAUUGUAGGGGUGUCAGAAUGGUUAACCCCUUUCAGGGAUUUCGUUAAGAGGACCUAUGUCACAGAUAUAUACAAAGAAACAAUAGACGAACUUCAUUUCAAUUUGUACUUAUCGAAAUUUUUAAUGAAUCCUCAAUAUGCCAAGUACCAGUCGAAUUUUCAAUUCGAAAGACCCCUGGAAUGUGGCAUACCAGCUCCAAAAAUAAAGAUGGCCUCUAUAGCCUUCAAUUUUCCCAUUUUCGAAGGACCUUCUGAGUACUUACCAGCAAUGCACGAAGUUAGAAAAAUAUCCGAGAAUGCCAAUUUUACAACGGGAGACAGAUUUUGCACCACGUGGUCUGUAACAUUCGCCACGUGGGUUACAGAUGAGGUGAUCGAUAUAGAGGUUUUAAGAAACCUCCAAUUAGCACUUUUGUCAGUAAUGAUCUGUACUAUGCUUUUGGUAGCUGACAUUCAAACAUGUUUCUGGAUCUUCAUUUGUAUCUUAUUGUCAAUGGUGAAUGUUUGUGGCUUCAUGCACAUGUGGGGACUAACUAUAGACCUUGUAUCUUGCAUUGGUCUUGAGCUUGCUAUUGGUCUCUGUGUAGAUUAUGCAACACAUAUUGGACACACAUUUUUGACUGUUGAAGGUUCAAGAACAGAGAGAACAGUUAAAACUAUGACUAGUAUUGGAAGUGCUGUUGUGUAUGGAGGGCUUUCUACACUUAUUGGAGUAUUGAUGCUUAAUUUCUCAGAUGCUUAUAUAUUCCAAACAUUUUUUAAGAUAUUUUUCCUUGUGAUAAGUUUUGGACUUUAUCAUGGAGUUAUAGUGAUGCCAAUCAUUCUCAGUAUUGUUGGACCCCCACCAUAUUCUAAAUUACAUAAGAAAAAGCACUUUAUUGAGACUGAGGAAAUGAAAAACAUGAAGACAAAUGAAGAGGAGAUCAUUAAAAACGAUUGUUGACCUAAUCAAUAAACUGUGAUUACUAUUAUAAAUGUGAUAAGGUUUUUAAUGUAGUUUUUUAAUUAAAACAUUCUUUUAAAGGAUUGACAACAAUAGUGAUGUAUGUAGUAUGUAUUUUUUGACAAGAAUUUUGUGAUAUAUCUUCCAUUUUCUUUUAUAUAGGAUGAUGAAUAGCUCUAAUUAUUAAUUUUUUGUAAAUAAUGUACAUCUGAUGAAAGUUUGAAUGUUUUUCGUAAGGAGUGUAACAUUCAAAUGUAUAUAACCAGGGAAGUAAGCAAAAUGCCUUCAUUGGUAGCAGGUUAGAUAUACAUAAUAACUUUAUUCUCUAGAAAUAAUUUAUUUUUCACUUUACUCCCAAUGAACUCAAAAAAUGUUCUGCUCAAUUUACAACUUUAUGUAAGCAAAGUCAUUAUCACUGUUCAGACACCGAAGAUAUUUAUAGAUUUUAGUGAUUUUAUUGAGAAAAUUGUUUGAUGACUUUAGAAUGAUACUCAUUAAAUAUUCAGACAAG